Molecule: messenger RNA, 447 nt
Organism: Fraxinus pennsylvanica
Lineage: Eukaryota; Viridiplantae; Streptophyta; Magnoliopsida; Lamiales; Oleaceae
Source: the annotation of a GenBank genome assembly
AUGUCACUACUGGGUAGGAUGAAGCUACCAGCUAGUGUGGUACUUGCCAACCCAUUUCUGCUCUUCUUCAAUUUGGAAGCUAUUUUAAAGCCAAGGUUUCUUCUAGUAGGAAAAAUAGAGGAUAUGGGUCUUGUUCCUCAAAUUAAAGGACCUGCAAUGCUUAGGGCAUUGAGGAUGUCAGAGAAGCGGUUCAUCGCUGCAUUCAGUACUUGUCAUCUAGAGGAUGAUAAAAUUUUGCCAGAAAGAGGACAGCGAGCAUUUAAGGACGACAACCCCAGGAACAAACAGACUUUCCACUUCAUUCCAACAACGUGCACGCAGUCGGUUAUUCCAGAAGUUCCAACCGAUGAUGUGAACUUUGAUGAUGUUGUGGAUGACUUGAAUGAUAAGGGAGAUGCGGAAGCUGCCUGUUCAUCUGCUUCAAAUCCAGGAAAACGACUACGCUAA